Molecule: messenger RNA, 1602 nt
Organism: Naegleria lovaniensis
Lineage: Eukaryota; Heterolobosea; Eutetramitea; Acrasida; Naegleriidae
Exons: 5
Coding region: 1-1602 (533 amino acids)
Biological process (GO): protein phosphorylation; intracellular signal transduction
Cellular component (GO): nucleus; cytoplasm
Molecular function (GO): protein serine/threonine kinase activity; ATP binding
Source: RefSeq, a predicted model, not a curated record
AUGAAUUUAAAUCAAGAUGAGAAGCAAGAAGAAGGCUUGAUGCAAUCGGAUGGUAUUCAUCAUCUCACCACACGUUCCGAGGAUCAUCAUGACGGUAUUUUGAAUUCCUUCUCUAUGGAUCAAUCCUCAUCGGGAUCCAUUCAGUCUUGUACGAAUCAUCACCGUCAUGCAACAGCUUCCGAUGAUCUUCACCUUUCUCUCAACCGGAAAUCAAGCACUCCCACUAAACAUAAAUCCCUCACGAUACAAAUUGAUUCACCGAUUGACACUGCUGCUGUUGUUCAGCAACAAUCAAGACAACAGUCAGCCAGUGUGGAUUUAUUUACAAGUACUACAACUCCCCAAUCUAAAAAGAUGUUUUAUUGUAAAUAUUUGAAAUACAAAGGAUCUUAUGACACGACAGUUUUGCUACCCGAACGUUACACACCAGACUUGAAACAUAGCAUGGAGGGAGAGCUUGUGAAAGCAUUAGGUAUAGGAAGCUUUGGAAUUGUUUUCAAGGCAUUUGAUAAUCACAACGGAGGAAGAGAAGUUGCUAUUAAGAAAAUUGGAGAUGUGUUUUCAAAACGACACAGAAAGCAUUUACUGAGAGAAAUUAAAAUAAUGAAACUACUUAAUGGCCAUCCAAAUAUUGUCAAACUUGUAGAUAUGUACAUAACGGGAAAUCAAAACAGUCCUCACUUAGAAAUUAUGGGCUCUGUUUCACCAAGUGUUUUCGGUGGGGAAGGGUUUUAUUCCCCCUCCCAAAUUGAGGAAGUCCCAUUUGAAGUUGAAGAUUUAUAUAUUGUACUGGAAUUUAUGAAGGAUGGAAAUUUAGCCAAUUUCAUGUCCAACAGCAGAAUACUGCAAGAAACUAUUUCACCAACCAUUACAAGAAAUAUUAUGUGCCAAAUACUAUGUGGACUAAAUUACAUGCACAAUUUUAACAUUAUUCAUCGUGAUUUAAAACCAGAAAAUUUACUUAUGGAUGGAGACCGUGUGGUUUUGGCUGAUUUUGGGCUCUCAAAAAAACAACAAACUGAGAAGGGGAGCUCUUACGUUUGCUUUCGAUACUAUCGGCCACCUGAAGUUGUCAUGCAAUACCAUCAACAAACCACAGCGAUCGAUGUAUUCUCUGUUGGAUGUAUUUUCUUCGAAUUACUUUGUCUUGAGCAUGGCUUGUUCAAGCAAAAAGAAUUAUUUCGGGUGAAUGGUGUUCUUGACCAUUUACAUAAAUUCUGUGAAGUGUUAGGUUACCCUUCAUUGAAAGAUCUUAAAGGUACAGAAAAAUCUGUUCAUUAUUUUCAGUCCAAACUCGAUCCAAACAAGUAUAAUCAGCAACCAAUUCUCCAUGAAAUUUGUUCAAAUUUUCAUCCAUUACAAGCAGACCUUCUCAAGGGCAUGUUGAGAUGGAACCCUGAAUCUAGAUUAACCAUUCAACAAGCUCUUCAACAUGAAUACUUUGCAAAUUGCAUCUAUCUUCAAAAUGAUACUCUUCUUGAAGCAAAACAAAUUGAUGAAAAUUCUCUAGAAGUGAAUGACGAUGAUGAAACGCUAUUUUCAAUAUUCAAACAUGUGUUUUAUGAUGAAAUACUUUCAUUCAAAGAGUCUUUAUCUCAAUAG